Paraphaeosphaeria sporulosa is the source of this 590-nucleotide messenger RNA. RefSeq lists its product as uncharacterized. The coding region runs from base 150 to 389 and encodes 79 amino acids. The transcript has a single exon. The record is from RefSeq and is a predicted model, not a curated record. NCBI's taxonomy places the organism in Eukaryota, Fungi, Ascomycota, Dothideomycetes, Pleosporales, Didymosphaeriaceae.
AGCAGAAGAAGGAGCGUGCAAACAAGUGGCGUGAACGCUUCGGACAGCUCAGGGAAGAGGACGCGAAGACAAUUCAUGACUACAAACAGAGCCAUCCCUCAAUUGCGGAGCGGCGUUGAGCGGGAGAUUGAUCGUCUCCAGUCCUCGACAUGUCGACCAAGCCGAUGAGGCACACUCUUCUUAUUCACUUUCUUGCUCUGGCUUUUAUGAGGCUUUUGCCGAACAUCACUACGACUGGACGCGAAGUGUGGCCUUAUCUAAGUUUCCACACUUGCCUUGGUCUUGUUCUGCAUGCUCCACUUCUACCUAAUACUGCGGCGUCGCCGAGCGUUCCGCGCAGCGUUACACUGGUUAUGGACAGAUUUGGACAUAACUCUACAGCGUGGUGACGAAUAUGCAGCGGCACUUUUUUGUGGAUUACAGUUUGCUGCUUUUACCAUCAACAUUAAUCUAAUUCAGCGCUGUACCAAUGGGCGAAGCACUUGGGCGCUUCGGAUGGUGGAAGCUGGGGUCGCAUCCCGAGGCUCUGCUCUUUUGGUCUGCUGCGUCACUACAGGCUAUACCAAUAUGGCUAUCUGUUUGAUAUGCAU